GGAAGGCAAAGGAAUCCAAGUGCUCCAAGCUCCUCACAGUGUUUCCGAUGCAGCUGGGAGAGAUCUAUUCACCUCAACUUGCUUUGACUCAACAAAAAAACACCACAACGUAUUCCACGGAGCGCUCUGAGCACUUUAAGCCAUGCAAAGACAAGGACCUUGCAUAUUGUCUCAACGAAGGGGAAUGCUUUGUGAUCGAAACCUUAACGGGAUCCCACAAACACUGCCGGUGCAAAGAGGGCUACCAAGGAGUCCGCUGUGACCAAUUUUUGCCGAAAACCGACUCAAUCUUGUCAGAUCCAACAGACCAUUUAGGAAUUGAAUUCAUGGAGAGCGAGGAGGUGUACCAGCGCCAGGUGCUGUCCAUCGCCUGCAUCGUCUUCGGCAUCGUCGUGGUGGGCAUGCUCUGUGCAGCCUUCUACUUCAAAACAAAGAAACAAACCAAGCAGAUUCACGAACAGCUGAAAGAAACACAGAAUAGGAAAACCUACAGCCUGAAUGCUUCCAGCAUGAUGGCAAAGUCGGAGUGUAUGGCACAAAGCCAAGUCCAGCUGCAAAAUUAUUCAAAGCCAGAUAGGCACCCGGGGCCCAUUCUGCACAAAGUUAUGGAGUCUAGUUUUUCAGGCACCCAGUCUUUCCCAGAGGCCUUGUCUCCUGACAGAGGAACCCAGCCCAUCAAGCACCACAGAAGUCUCUCUUCAUGCUGCAGCCCAGGACAAAAAAGUGGGAUGCUCCAUAGAAAUGCCUUUCGGAGGACUCCUCCCUUGCCUCGGGGUAGGUUCAAUGGAAUUACAGGACCAGCAUAUCAACAGCUCCAAGAGUCGAGGAUCACGGACCAGGACACGAUACCUUGUCACGGGUAUUCAUCCAGUGGUUUAAAAACUCCUCAGAAUCCUUCAAUAAAUAUGCAACUGCCUUCAAGAGAGACAACCCCAUAUUUUAAUAACGUGGAUCAGAAGGACUUGGUCAGCUAUUCCUCUUCAAGGGCCAACUCCGUUCCCAUCAUCCCGUCUGUGGGCUUGGACGAAGCCUGCAUGCAAAUGCAAAAUGUUCCUGAAGUAACAGGCAUCAAAUGGUGCAAAAACUCCUAUUCUGCUGAACUUGUCAACGUGAGUUCCCCAGUCAGUAAUUGUCUAAUAGCAGAGCAACACGAAGUGAAAGUGCUGCUGGAAACUGUGCAGGAGCAGAUCCGGAUGCUGACGGACGCGCGGCGGGCGGAGGACUUGGAGCUGGCGAGCGUAGCGGCGCAGAGCGGCGCCAGCGAGAACACGGCCUUCCUGCCCAUGAGCCCCACGGCCAAGGCAGAGCGGGAGGCACAGUUUGUCCUGAAAAGUGACACGCAGAGAGACUCGGUAUUGGCCAAGUGA
This is a messenger RNA of Pyrgilauda ruficollis (rufous-necked snowfinch), 1367 nucleotides long. RefSeq names its product neuregulin 3 (gene NRG3). Lineage: Eukaryota; Metazoa; Chordata; Aves; Passeriformes; Passeridae. Bases 48 to 1367 code for a protein of 439 amino acids. The transcript has 9 exons. Gene Ontology annotation, molecular function: chemorepellent activity. The record is from RefSeq and is a predicted model, not a curated record. Gene Ontology annotation, biological process: intracellular signal transduction; animal organ development; nervous system development.